AUGGAACUGCUCGAGCUCGUCGAAUACGAGCCCACCACUCGGCCGUUUCAGUGUGAUUGGGAGUCGUGCAACAAGAGCUUUAACCGCAAGUCUGACUUACAACGACACUAUCGAAUACAUACAAAUGAACGGCCCUACACCUGCACCACUCCUGGCUGUGGCAAGAGCUUUAUCCAAAGAAGUGCAUUAACCGUUCAUAUCCGGACCCACACCGGUGAGAAGCCUCACCAGUGCCAACACAUUGGAUGUGGGAAGCGCUUUUCCGACUCGUCUUCCCUUGCUCGGCACAGACGGAUUCAUACCGGCAAACGCCCGUACAAGUGUGCACACGAUGGAUGCCUUAAAAGUUUCUGUCGAAAGACCACAAUGGUCAAGCACCAGCGAAGAUCUCACCAGCGAGGGCUUCACCCUAAUGAUAUGUUGGACGACUGCAGUUCGGAAUCAGACAUUGGCGAAUCUCCACCGACGCCGAAUCAAACAACCAUGUCUUGGCCAGAGCAAGGAAGCAUGGCUAACCAGGCCAUGCCUCACGGGCACCCGAUGCACCGAGCUGCUUCCUUUGCCGAUUUUGGGCAGCAGAUGAAUCCCUACAGCCUGGACCACCAGAUGCCUCAGCGACACAGCGUCUCUGCCGAGGCUCACGAGUACCACGGCCAGGGCCAUGCUUUGCAAAUGGUCCAACGCACCGCCAGCAUGCCUCAACAGGCCUUCUACGUCAUGGAUCACAACGCCGGAAUUGCCACGAUGAGCUCCAACGUGGCCCCCGGCUAUCACAUCCCACGACAACAUGUUGAACGCCCGACCCUCGACAUCCCCUACAGCACGGGAGGCAUGCCUUCGCUCAGCAGCAGCCCGGCAAGCUUUUCUCCCGCCUCGGGACACAGUCCUGCCCUCCAAGACGGCCUCUAUACACACCAAACCCCCGCGUCUGGUACCUAUGGCCUGCAAGACGCUCCGGCGGUUGAACAGCAUGGCAGCUUGGUUCCCUACACUCAACACAUGCAGCAACCACACGGUUCUCAACCGGAACACGAGUGGGGAUAUCACUACCAGCCUUCCGUCGAGGUUACAACGAUUGGGCAGAUUCCUGCCUUUGGCUCUGGGGUAUACGACCUGUACUCUGGGCCUAAAAUCGAGUACGACGACCCAUCCAUGCAACUUCCCAGCUCUCGAGUCGAGACAAUGUGA
Molecule: messenger RNA, 1188 nt
Organism: Ustilaginoidea virens
Lineage: Eukaryota; Fungi; Ascomycota; Sordariomycetes; Hypocreales; Clavicipitaceae
Exons: 4
Coding region: 1-1188 (395 amino acids)
Biological process (GO): regulation of transcription by RNA polymerase II
Cellular component (GO): PcG protein complex; transcription regulator complex
Molecular function (GO): RNA polymerase II cis-regulatory region sequence-specific DNA binding; DNA-binding transcription factor activity, RNA polymerase II-specific
Source: RefSeq, a predicted model, not a curated record